GGGGCCGCCGGGCGGGGAAUAUACAAAGUGAAGCCACAUUGCCAAACUUGCAGCAGCGAUUGCAGCAGUUGCUGCCGCUGCGCCGCGCUUGAAGCCGCGCCGCGCGGGCCGAGGGCUCCUGCAGCUGCUCGCGCGGAGCCGGAGGCGGAGGAGAACGCCGAGGACUGAGACUGACACUCCUGCUCCCAGCCGCCAGCCACUUACGCGGGGCCCCCCAACCCAGCCUCAGAGCGACGCGUUAAAAAAAAAAAAAAAAAAAAAGCAGCCCUUAGCCCCCUCCUCCCCUUUCCUGCUUCUGCGAGAACAUCCCCCCUCCCUCCAGCUCCACCAGCCCAGGCGCCCCUUCCUUGGAAGCCGAGCGGCUUCGCUCGCUUUUCGCCGCCGCCGCCUCUCGCAGUAUUGCAAUAUAGGGGAAAAGCAGAGAAAACACUCAUUGAUCUUCAAAAUGAAAUGAGAUUUGGAACAAUAAUGGGAGAUGGCGGUCACCACAAUGGCAUGUGAAAGACCAUGGUGAAUCCGGGCAGCAGCUCGCAGCCGCCCCCGGUGACGGCCGGCUCCCUCUCCUGGAAGCGGUGCGCAGGCUGCGGGGGCAAGAUUGCGGACCGCUUUCUGCUCUAUGCCAUGGACAGCUACUGGCACAGCCGGUGCCUCAAGUGCUCCUGCUGCCAGGCGCAGCUGGGCGACAUCGGCACGUCCUGUUAUACCAAGAGUGGCAUGAUCCUUUGCAGAAAUGACUACAUUAGGUUAUUUGGGAACAGUGGUGCCUGCAGCGCUUGCGGACAGUCGAUCCCAGCGAGCGAGCUCGUCAUGAGGGCCCAAGGCAAUGUGUAUCAUCUUAAGUGUUUUACAUGCUCUACCUGCCGGAAUCGCCUGGUCCCGGGAGAUCGGUUUCACUACAUCAAUGGCAGUUUAUUUUGUGAACAUGAUAGACCUACAGCUCUCAUCAAUGGCCAUUUGAAUUCACUUCAGAGCAAUCCACUACUGCCAGACCAGAAGGUCUGCUAAAAGGUCAGAGUAAUGCAGAAUGCGUGCCUUCAUCUCAGAUUUUGUUCAUCACAGGUGGAUCCCAUGUGUCUUCAGUAGACAAGUCACCUUUGUAGCUAGCACCAGUGCCAGCUCCAUGCCAUUGCACCUUCUUUAGUCUUGAUUGCCCUUCCCGCAUUUAUUGGUGUAUUAAAAUGACUGAAUAUGAACAUUAAGGACUCCAUGAACCUGGGCUAAUGGGGAGACUGUAGAGAAAAUGAAAAAAGAUCCACCGGAGGACAUCUUUAGGGGGGGAGGGAGCUUGGGAGGAGGGAAAUGACUAAUGAAGCUAAUUAAAAGAAGCAUUCAAAUCUGCUUUCUACCCUCAUUAACAAUUAGCAGGGCACUGGCCAGAGUUUGUACCCUGUGUUUUACCUUAACAACAUUCUAUUUGCUCUUUGUAUAUUUAAGUGUUGUAAGGAAAUGUGUUUCAAUCAAAACUGAACUUGAGAUAAAAGAAAGAGAUGUGGCUUUUGUGAUAUUCUAUCACAAACACUUUUAUUGUAUCUCUGUAAAAUACAAUGUAUGUAUGCAUGUAAGUGUUCUUGUCCUAAUGUUGCUACUUCCAUGGCAAAGAAAAGAAAAAAAGAAAGAAAAAAAGGAAAAAAAUUGGAAAAAAAAUCAGGCUCAUAGCAGCUACUGUGUAGAAAUUUCCCCCUACUUCUAAUUUGCUGAAUGAAGAAAAAAAUCUUUUAUUUGUGAUAUUUUCAGAGACAUUUGCUCUAGUAUGGUGUAUUUAAAUAAUAAAAACUUAAAAGAAAAAUUCAAUGGA
Messenger RNA from Suricata suricatta (meerkat), 1795 nucleotides. RefSeq names its product LIM domain only 4 (gene LMO4). The transcript is spliced from 6 exons. Lineage: Eukaryota; Metazoa; Chordata; Mammalia; Carnivora; Herpestidae. Bases 508 to 1005 code for a protein of 165 amino acids. The record is from RefSeq and is a predicted model, not a curated record.